AGCCUACAGGAACUUGUCAAUCAGGAUUGGCUUUACUGGCAAAUUCCUCACCACCUACCUUUUUUUCUUCUGUACAGCAUCCAACAGGAGACUGCAAGUGUGACACUAAUAUGAGGAAACCUUUAUAUGCCCCAGACCCUGGAGAACAUCAGGGGCCCGUCGGUUGUUGUGUUUAGAGGACUAUGCUCUCCUCGACACUGUAAGGCAAGCGCUCGUGCUAAACCAGCCAGAGCCAGAGCAGCCUCACAGCCAGCCUGAGCCUCAGCCUCCACCUAUGCAACAGCGAUGGAACUGAUGCUCCCAGGUGCUGACAUGGGGUCCCAGAAGGACUCCUUCCCCCUGAGCAGAAGGCAUCACUACCUCCACGUCCGGAGAAAACUGAGGCCCAUAAGGAUUCUAGCUUUCGUCCUCAGCAUCGUGACCCUCAGCACAGUCUUCUCAUUGGGUGCCUUUCAGUGGACUACUUCUUCUACUGGGCUUGAUGGAAAUGGAGGUGAUCUAAUUUCCUCCUCCCCCGCUGCUAUGUCCGGGGGAGACCUACUGCAGUCGGCCCCCCACAGAACUCUGCUCACCACCAAGCACCAGGGAGGCCACAACGUCUCUAUGAUGGAGGACAUGCCCGUGGCCAUGAAGUCUUCCAUGGAUGAGAUGAACCCGGGGGACUACCCCACAGAUCUCUUCAACCUGGAGGAGAGAAGGCAGGGGGCCGUCUGUCUGCACAUGUUUGGGAUGUUGUACAUGUUCAUCGCCUUAGCCAUUGUGUGCGACGAGUUCUUUGUCCCGGCCCUGACUGUGAUCACGGAGAAACUACAGAUCUCGGACGACGUUGCCGGGGCAACCUUCAUGGCGGCCGGGGGUUCUGCCCCGGAACUCUUCACCUCCGUCAUCGGGGUGUUCAUCUCCCACAGCAACGUGGGCAUAGGAACCAUUGUGGGUUCGGCCGUGUUCAACAUCCUGUUUGUCAUCGGGAUGUGCGCGUUGUUCUCCAGGGAGGUUCUCCAGUUGACCUGGUGGCCCCUCUUUAGAGACGUCUCCUUCUACAUCAUUGGUCUGUUGAUGCUCAUCCUGUUCUUUUUGGAUAACCAGAUCUUUCUGUGGGAAAGUAUCGCCUUGCUGAUGUGCUACUUGAGUUAUGUGACAUUUAUGAAGUUCAAUGCAGAUGUAGAGACCUUCAUAAAGAGUAAAUUGGGCCAGAAUCAAGUGGAAGAGAUGGAGGCCGCUCCUAAGGCCUCCCUCCACAACACCCUGAUGAGGAAUAGCAUCUUCCAGCUCAUGAUCCACACACUGGACCCCCUCAGUGAGGGUGAGGGACUGGGGGGGCGAUUCAAAGAGAAGGCAUCCAUUCUUCACAAGAUGGCCAAACAGAAAUGUCAAGGUGGUGGGGACGGGGAAAAACCCAACGGUGUCGCAGACAAAAGCAUCCCCAACAGUUCCAACGUGACAGUGGAAGUCACUUCGCCUGCGAAUGGCGACAUAGGACCGGCUGAGGAGGAGGAGGAGGAAGAUGAGGACGCUCCUCUGAGUUUGGAGUGGCCGGAGACGAACCGCAAACGAAUAACGUAUCUCCUUAUCCUCCCCAUCGUCUUCCCUUUGUGGCUCUCUCUGCCGGAUGUCAGGAGAGAGACUUCCGCGAAGUUCUUCCCCAUAACCUUCAUUGGUUCAAUCUGUUGGAUUGCUGCCUUCUCCUACCUCAUGGUGUGGUGGGCUCAUCAGGUUGGAGAGACCUUCUGGAUUACAGAGGAGAUCAUGGGAUUGACCAUAUUAGCAGCUGGUACCUCAAUCCCUGAUCUAAUCACCAGUGUCAUUGUAGCACGGAAAGGCCUUGGUGACAUGGCUGUGUCCAGCUCUGUAGGCUCCAACAUAUUUGACAUCACCGUGGGCCUGCCGUUCCCUUGGCUCAUCUACGGCCUAAUCAAUGACUUCAAGGCGGUGCAGGUGAGCAGCAACGGCCUGUUCUGCGCCAUCGUGCUCCUCUUCCUCAUGUUGCUCUUCGUCAUCAUCUCCAUCGCCUCCUGCAAGUGGAGGAUGAGCAAGUCGCUGGGAGGCCUCAUGUUUUUACUAUACAUCUUCUUCCUGGUAACCAGCGUCAUGCUGGAAGACAAGAUCAUAGUGUGUCCCAUCUCCGUCUGAAGGCCCCUCUUCAACCCCAAACCCCCUGGAAACACAAACACACACAUACAGCACACACAAUCAUAUAAUCCUCCGGUUGUCAAUGGGGGCUUCCGUUGUGAGGAGCAGUAGAAAACGAGCCUGGCGUGAUUGAUUGAUUUCAAAUGUCCGAGCACAACCUGCAGAUUAUAAUUUGCGAACUUUGAGCAGGGCAGACGGACCUAUCGAUUCACGAUCGAUUCACGAUGCUACUGCCCAACGGGGUGGGUUUCUCUCCACGUCACAUGACCACAUCCGAGAGCUUCCGUUGGUUUAAAUCCGUCGUUGGCUGACAAACAGGCGAUUUUAAUCACACCUAUGAUGGAGAGUAGGGGACCAUGUCUGGUUACUCCAAUCCAGAGGACUAUGUGAUAUGAUUAGAGAAUAUAUUUGAAUUAGUCAGGUAUCAACUGUCAAUCGGGCUCAAAAACGUUGACGGGCUGUAUGAAGUGGAGCUCUGGAAAAGGUCCGGCAUUGUCGUAAGCAGAAAGUGGAACCUGCCAGAGAAGUGUCUGAAGAUUGCACGGCUGAAGCGGAAGUGUUUUUCUUGAUUUUUGUAAAUUAGUUUUCAGAUGUAUUUAUAUUACAAAUGGUUAAUUGCAAAAUCCAGAAGGUUUUUGUUCUCAAAUCAAAAUCAAAAAUUUGUACAGUUCUGAUUUGGUUUAUAACUGGUACAUGGUUGUAUGAACUUGCAAAGUUUGGAAAAAGGUUCAAGUGUAUAUGAAGAGAAAAUGAUAGUAAUAUGACGAGGGUGGUUUUGUUAAGUAAAUAUAAUAUAGUAAAUCUAAUGUUAAUUUAUCUUCUGUUUCUUAACCCCAACCCAUAUUUUUUCCAACUUGUUUGACACUUAAUAUUAAGGUGAAUCCAGUUGAGCAAAUCUACUGUACCUAAUGCUACAACAUGUUUACGGUUGAAAACGUAACAAUACCAUUUUUUUCGGUAAAAGUACUUCCACUUAUUCUAUAUGCAAAUCAGUUGUGGAACAUGACAAAUGUGAAUAGCUAAAAUGGUCGACAGGUGUGAAAUUCGGCACACCGUAUGAUGUAGGCACACACUAUAUUAAAUCACUUUCGGUGUACAACAACCCCUUUCAAUCAAAUGUAUUUAUAAAGCCCUUUUUACAUCAGCAGAUGUCACAAGGUGCUAUACAGAAACCCAGACUAAAACCCCAAACAYUGCAGAUGUAGAAGCAGAUGUGAAGUGUAAAAACAUCUAAAGAGGGGUUGUGAACUCUGUACAAAUGAUCAUUUUCCCAUGUUUGAUACAGUUUGUAUGCUUCAGAAUCAUCUAAAUCAUCUAAAUAUUUAUUUUUUUAUACGUUAUUUGUUUGCUUGUUUUCUCUGUAUAAUACAGCAAACAGUAACAUGUAUAUCUGAAUAACAUCCAGGUUUUUUUUCCACUUGUGAUCAACUGAACAGAAUAGGGGUUGAAGAUUUUAUAUUGACCAAAGCAAAAUAGCAUGUGAAUGAUAUUAUCCGGUAAUCAAUAGUUCUACUCUGUAAAAAAAUCUAUAUGUUUCUUCUCCUUUAUAAGAUCGAUCAUAAAAAAUGUCCAAACUAUUUAGUUGCUGCAGAAUUGUUACCUUGCCAAUGCUGUACGGUGCUUACACUUUGACUGGCAAUGGCAAAACAUAUCACUGGGAUAUACUAUAUGUGAUUUUUAACAAUAAUAAUUGAACCAUCCGAAACUGAAUAGGCAAAAUAAAUGAGCUACUAUAUUCACAACUAAAAUAAUGGAUUAUCUUAGUUGAAAGAUAUUCCAUUUAUUACUGUAUCCCCCUUCACUUUUUGUUAAUUUCUCUAAGCCAAUUUCCUCAUUGUCAAUUUGUUUUCUCUCGUGUAUGCACUUUGUAUGCAUACAAACAGUUUGUAAACUMUAAAGUAAACUCAAAGUAGGAUCAUUCCAUCUUAUAUUCAGACCAAUAUUGCUUCCACUACUUUAGGGUUCAAUGUUGAUAUCUACAGAACACUGUUAGAUGACAGAUAACAUCUUAACUUUAGACAGCCACAUUAAAYUAAAGCACUUUCAUAUCUAGAGUGUGCAAUUUGUUGAUAUUUUUUUCAAUGGAUCUUAUGUGUGUGUAACAUUUAAUGUAUGGAUGAGCAGGAYGGAAAAACUGUCAAUAUGCAGAACUAUAUGGAUGGCGUGGAAGUGUAUCAUAAUACAYAACAAACAAUGAAUGGCAAUGCUUUUAUAUUUCUGUUACAAACCAUAUAUUUAAGUAUGAAUCAUGUAUAUGAAUCAUAAUCAUGUAUACUUGAAUCAUGUAUAAUAUUGUAAAAAUCAUAUCAGUCAUUCUGUAAAAAAUGUCAUAUGAUAAUAAAUGAAACUUUGUUUGAAAUGUAGGUGUCAAUUGCUUU
This is a messenger RNA of Salvelinus sp. IW2-2015, 4508 nucleotides long. The record is from RefSeq and is a predicted model, not a curated record. NCBI's taxonomy places the organism in Eukaryota, Metazoa, Chordata, Actinopteri, Salmoniformes, Salmonidae.